This is a messenger RNA of Medicago truncatula (barrel medic), 1986 nucleotides long. Its product is annotated as phospho-2-dehydro-3-deoxyheptonate aldolase 1, chloroplastic. The coding region runs from base 138 to 1736 and encodes 532 amino acids. The transcript has 5 exons. NCBI's taxonomy places the organism in Eukaryota, Viridiplantae, Streptophyta, Magnoliopsida, Fabales, Fabaceae. Gene Ontology annotation, biological process: aromatic amino acid biosynthetic process. The record is from RefSeq and is a predicted model, not a curated record. Gene Ontology annotation, molecular function: 3-deoxy-7-phosphoheptulonate synthase activity.
CCUCUCAUAACUUCUCAUACCCUCUCCAGUUCACGCCACCUUCUCUCAAAGCGUGACCAUUCAAAAACAUCAUAAAAUAAAAAAAACAUUCAAACACAACAAAAUCAUUCUGCAACAAACAAACAAACACAAACACAAUGUCUCUCUCUUCAACAUCUUCCACCUCUCUCAUUCCCACCAAAUCAUUACUCCAACCCACCAAACCAAACCCACCUUCAUUCCCCAUCGGGCUCAAACCCAUGCCCAAACCCAAACCCGGUUCAAUCCUCGCCGUUCACGCCGCUGAACCAGCAAAAAACCCGGUCCUCACCGAAAAGCCGAGCAAGCCUCAACCAACCACCAUCCCCCGCAAUGCAUCCACCAAAUGGACCAUUGACAGCUGGAAAUCCAAGAAGGCUCUUCAACUUCCUGAAUACCCGAGUCAGGAAGACCUUGAAGCGGUUCUCAAGACACUCGAUGCUUUCCCACCGAUUGUGUUUGCUGGUGAAGCUAGAACUUUGGAGGAGCAUUUGGGUGAAGCUGCUAUGGGAAACGCGUUUCUUCUUCAAGGUGGUGAUUGUGCUGAGAGCUUUAAGGAGUUUAAUGCUAAUAAUAUUCGUGAUACUUUCAGGAUUAUUCUUCAGAUGAGUGUUGUUAUGAUGUUUGGUGGUCAAAUGCCGGUUAUUAAGGUGGGGAGAAUGGCGGGUCAAUUUGCGAAGCCAAGAUCGGAUAAUUUUGAGGAGAAGAAUGGUGUGAAGCUUCCUAGUUACAGAGGGGAUAACAUCAACGGUGAUGCAUUUGAUGAGAAAUCCAGGACACCGGAUCCUCAGAGGAUGAUCCGUGCUUAUUGUCAAGCUGCAGCUACUCUGAAUCUUCUCAGAGCUUUUGCUACUGGUGGUUAUGCUGCUAUGCAGAGGGUUACUCAGUGGAACUUGGAUUUCACUGAACAAAGUGAGCAAGGAGACAGGUACCGUGAGCUUGCUAACCGAGUUGACGAGGCCCUUGGAUUCAUGGCUGCUGCUGGUCUCACUGUUGACCAUCCAAUAAUGAGAACAACUGAUUUCUGGACUUCACAUGAAUGCUUGUUAUUGCCAUACGAACAAUCACUUACUAGGUUGGAUUCAACUUCUGGUCUCUAUUAUGACUGCUCGGCCCAUAUGAUUUGGGUCGGUGAGAGGACCCGACAGCUAGAUGGUGCCCAUGUGGAAUUUCUAAGAGGAGUUGCUAAUCCCUUGGGAAUCAAGGUAAGUGACAAGAUGGAUCCAAAUGAGCUUGUUAAACUCAUUGAGAUCUUGAAUCCUCAAAACAAACCAGGGAGAAUAACUAUAAUCACUAGAAUGGGAGCUGAAAAUAUGAGGGUGAAGCUUCCACAUCUUAUCAGGGCAGUGCGUAGAGCAGGACAAAUUGUCACAUGGGUCAGCGAUCCUAUGCAUGGAAACACCAUAAAGGCUCCAUGUGGUCUCAAAACUCGCCCCUUCGAUGCCAUCAGGGCUGAAGUGAGAGCAUUCUUUGAUGUUCACGAACAAGAAGGAAGCCACCCAGGAGGAGUUCAUCUCGAGAUGACAGGUCAAAAUGUGACCGAGUGCAUCGGUGGGUCAAAGAUAGUCACAUUUGACGAUCUUAGCUCACGCUACCACACACACUGCGAUCCUAGACUUAAUGCUUCACAAUCUCUCGAGCUUGCUUUCAUCAUUGCUGAAAGGCUAAGAAAGAGUAGAAUCAGAUCACAGCCUCCUCUUGAAUCUACUGGAUUUUGAAAAAGGAUUUGAAGAAAAACUCAACACAAUACCUUUGUUCUUUUUCUUAUAUAUUUAAUGGUUGUUGUUUACACACUGAUGUGGUGGACCUGAAACUGUUAGCUAGUUAGCUUUAUGUUGUUGUGUAUUGUGCUUGUAUUGUAUACUGCCUAGCAAUGCUUUUGAACUUGGGAAGGACUAAGAGUGCUUUAUUAUUAAUAAAGGAAGCUAAAAAGUUUCUAUUGCAUUUGGCAAAUUGAGUCUUUGAUAA